CAGAGUCAGUCCGUUCUUUAGUCAGUCAGUCAGGUGCAGACAGUUGACGUGUUCGGUUGACCAAAGCGGAAGUGUGCAUCGACUGUGUCGAUAUUUUGUGACCAAAAAAGAACUCAGACACACACACACGCACGCACACACCAAGAGAGCGGCAGAGAGAGCAGUAGAGAAAGAGAAAGAGAGACAAACAGGCCGCCGCCGCCGCAGCAGCAGCAGCAUGAAUGCCACAUACAACUAAAAUCCAAGAUAGCCGUCGGAAAAUGUGGAAAAUGUGAAUUAUAAUUGCGCGGAAAAUAGAGCAACAACAACGACAAAAAAAAAUAAAGAAAAGGGGAAAAAAAACCAGCGACAAUUGUCAAUGCGCCGCGCCGCGUGUGUGUGUGAGUGUCCCGACGAGCCAGUGCCUGUGUGUGUGUGUGCGAGUGUGUGAAAGCAAAAGAGUGGUGUCGGUGUCCCUACCAUCCCCCCCCUCCGCACACAAGCCCCCCCGCCCCCUCGCAGCCCAACAAAGUGUGAGUGCGUGUCCGUGUCCACAUAUCAGAAGCAGCGGCAGAGCCCCAGCAACGCGCAGCAGCCACGCAGCAGCCACGCAGCAGCCGACGACGACGCCAGCAGAAGAGGCCACACACCAGGAGGCGGAGGAGCACACACAGCAGCACUAGCAGCAGUAGGAGGGACACACCGAGGCCUAGCCAUGGGCAGUGGACACUAUUUCUGGGCGAUUUUCUACUUUGCCAGCCUCUGCAGUGCUUCACUAGCAAAUAAUGCCAAAAUAAAUUUCCGAGAAAAGGAGAAAAAAGUCUUAGAUCAAAUUUUAGGUGCAGGCAAAUACGACGCCCGUAUACGACCAUCCGGAAUCAAUGGCACAGAUGGUCCCGCCGUUGUGCGCGUCAACAUAUUCGUACGAAGUAUAUCGAAAAUCGAUGAUGUGACUAUGGAGUACAGUGUGCAGUUAACAUUCCGAGAGCAAUGGACGGAUGAGCGUCUGAAGUUCGACGAUAUUCAGGGUCGGCUCAAAUACCUCACACUGACGGAGGCGAACCGAGUCUGGAUGCCGGAUCUUUUCUUCUCAAACGAGAAGGAGGGACAUUUUCACAACAUAAUCAUGCCCAAUGUGUAUAUACGCAUUUUUCCCAACGGUUCAGUUCUGUACAGUAUACGUAUCUCGCUGACAUUGGCUUGUCCAAUGAAUCUCAAACUAUAUCCAUUGGAUAGACAAAUAUGUUCAUUGAGAAUGGCCAGUUAUGGCUGGACCACAAAUGAUUUGGUGUUCCUUUGGAAGGAGGGUGAUCCUGUGCAGGUCGUUAAGAAUUUACACCUACCUCGCUUCACUUUGGAGAAGUUUUUGACUGAUUACUGUAACAGUAAAACCAACACGGGUGAAUACAGUUGCCUCAAAGUCGAUCUACUAUUCAAGCGAGAAUUCUCAUAUUACUUAAUACAAAUUUAUAUACCAUGCUGUAUGUUGGUCAUUGUAUCAUGGGUAUCAUUUUGGCUGGAUCAAGGCGCAGUGCCAGCGCGUGUGUCAUUGGGUGUCACCACUCUAUUGACCAUGGCAACACAAACAUCGGGCAUAAAUGCAUCACUGCCACCAGUAUCCUAUACGAAGGCGAUUGAUGUGUGGACCGGCGUCUGUUUGACCUUCGUGUUCGGGGCAUUGCUUGAGUUUGCCUUAGUGAACUAUGCAUCCCGUUCAGGUUCGAAUAAAUCUAACAUGCAUAAGGAGAAUAUGAAAAAGAAGCGCCGAGAUCUGGAGCAGGCCUCCCUGGACGCCGCUUCAGAUCUGCUCGAUACAGAUAGCAAUGCAACGUUCGCAAUGGCAUCGCAAUUUCAACGCGGUGGCGGCCAACAGAAACCGCUAGUGCGCCAUCCCGGCGAUCCGCUGGCCCUCGAGAAGCGUCUCCAGUGCGAGGUGCAUAUGCAGGCACCCAAGCGACCCAAUUGCUGCAAGACCUGGCUAUCGAAAUUCCCCACAAGAUCGAAGAGAAUCGAUGUUAUAUCCCGGAUCACCUUCCCGCUGGUCUUUGCCCUCUUCAACCUGGUCUACUGGAGCACCUAUCUCUUCAGGGAGGAGGAGGAUGAGUAAAUGCCGUUGCCAAUACUUAAAUUUAAAUUUAAUUACUUGAUACGAUUACAAAAAAAACUUACCAAAAACGAAACAGCAAAAAAAAAAUACCAAACAGCAAAAUGUAACCGAAAAACACAUGAAAAAUGUGAUGUACUAACCUAUUCUUUCAAUUCUUUUUCCAUUCUUUCCACAAACUAACUUUUGGUUCCCAUUUGGAUUCAUUUGUCAUGCUCUUUUUGUGUUGCGUUUUGUGUUUUCCAAACUGAUUUGUUGUGAACAAACUUCAAAUGAAAAAGGACCUUCUAAGGACCGCCCACGGCUAUGUAGAAUCCAAACGUGAGACAGAGAGAGAGAACGAGGGGCAUGCCCCCGCAAAGAACAGAGACAGAAUCAGAGUUAUAGGCAAGGCUUCGAGGCACUUCCAUUAAAGAUUUAAAUGAUAAUUCGAUUGAGGAUGAUGGAAAAAAUUAUAAAGUUAAUUCUUAAGCUCAAUUGAUGAUCCAAAAGUGUGACUGCAUAGUAGUUAAUGUUAUUAAUAAUUAUAUAAAACAAAAACCAAAAAAACACAAACACAACACGACACACACACCCUGAAACAACAAUUGUUUUGAGUUAGACUAGUUGAAAAUCAAUUUAAAAAAAAAUUAAAAUUAAAUUUAAAUUUAACAAAAAAAACAAAAAAAUUACACACAAUUGAUUUGUACUUAAAACGAAAUUUCUUAAGUUUAGCCCUAAAUCCGUUAAUCCAAGGAUCCUGAGGUCGUACACCAACGACCAUCUUUUGUACAUACGAAUGAAUAUUAAUAUGAAUACGAAUAAGUUUUAAGCGAAAAAAAAAAAACCAAAAAUCUCUAGUUUAAAAACAAAAUUCGAAUUGUAUAAAGAGCAUUGUGUAGAUAUUUACUAAGUUUAGUCGAUAAACCCGAAACGGCGGAAGCCAAGCGAACAAAAACUCUAGGUAAAAAAUUCCAAUCAAUUAUAUGUUCAUUCAUCGAAAAGAAGCUAUCGAAUAAAACAAUCGUAGGAAGAAAAUCCUCUGCAAAGCACA
Drosophila pseudoobscura is the source of this 3116-nucleotide messenger RNA. It is a transcript of the gene GluClalpha, whose product is annotated as glycine receptor alpha 1. Gene Ontology annotation, molecular function: excitatory extracellular ligand-gated monoatomic ion channel activity; chloride channel activity; transmembrane signaling receptor activity. Gene Ontology annotation, biological process: regulation of membrane potential; signal transduction; chemical synaptic transmission. The coding region runs from base 695 to 2086 and encodes 463 amino acids. The transcript has 12 exons. Gene Ontology annotation, cellular component: synapse; neuron projection; plasma membrane. The record is from RefSeq and is a predicted model, not a curated record. Lineage: Eukaryota; Metazoa; Arthropoda; Insecta; Diptera; Drosophilidae.